UUGUCGCUGACUUGACAACAGCACAGCACGCGCUGUUGACACACACAUAACGUUUAAGAACACACGCACACACACAGCGUUACUUUGUCUCACUUUCAUUCAGCUACAUAUGUGUUAAAGGGUUUAGAGUUUAAAGGGUUCACUUUCAACAUGGUGGGAAAGAUUAAACAUGUCCGCCAGAAGCUUCACCAGGAGGCGGUGCGCCCCGGCUCUGCGUUAGCAUUAGCAUCAUCGCUAACGGCUGUUUCCUCUCUGGAGAUAACGGCUGUUUCUGCCCACACAAGUGCUCCAAUACUCCGGCAACAACAGCACAACAGCAGGAGAGACACACAGGUGCCGGCGGAGAGCUGCUUCCCCUCAGGGAUCUUUGCCGGCACUAAGAUAACUCCGGAUGCUCUGCGACAAAGUCUCCAGUUUGAGGAAAAAGCUCCACAUGUAUCCGCUGAUGCAGAGAAAGGUCCAGAAGAGAAGAAAGUGAAGACAAAGAAAGAGAAGAUGAAGGAGAGGAGAGACAGAUGGCUCAACAAGAUGAGCUCCAUCAAACAGUUGAAGGAGCAGCAGUUGGCGGCGGCGCGGCGCCAGCAUACGCCCGUGGUCGGAGACAUGCGGCCGCUGGCCGAUGCGCUGCCAGAACUCUGUCAGCUGAUCGCCCCUGUCGCCGCCGGCAACACCCCCUCUGCUCGCCGCAAGAGCAGGAAGAACAGAGUACCGGUGAAGAGGCCGGAGCCGACAGAUUUCAGUCAGAUGAAACAGUCACAGAAACGCAAACUCUUAGAGACGGAGAGCGUGCGGUUCGGCAGCGCCGUGAAGGCGCUCUCGGCCAAAACGAAUCCUCUGGCAGAUAUCGGCGAGCAGCUGAGGAAGAAGAUGAGGGAGGAAGAAGAGCACGCUAACGGCUAACAGCUAACAGGGAAACAUCUGGAAACAUCCGUCGGUUUAAAGGAUGAAGGACUGAAAAUGUUUCCAUGUUUCCUCUUGUGUAAUAAUAAUAAUAAUAAUAAUAAUAAUAAUAAUAAUAAUAAUAAUA
Messenger RNA from Etheostoma spectabile (orangethroat darter), 1027 nucleotides. RefSeq names its product SLX9 ribosome biogenesis factor (gene slx9). The coding region runs from base 151 to 900 and encodes 249 amino acids. NCBI's taxonomy places the organism in Eukaryota, Metazoa, Chordata, Actinopteri, Perciformes, Percidae. The transcript is spliced from 6 exons. Gene Ontology annotation, biological process: maturation of SSU-rRNA from tricistronic rRNA transcript (SSU-rRNA, 5.8S rRNA, LSU-rRNA). The record is from RefSeq and is a predicted model, not a curated record. Gene Ontology annotation, cellular component: 90S preribosome; preribosome, small subunit precursor; nucleolus.